AUGGAUCAUUUCUGGAAAUGUUAUCCCUGCUGCAGGUUGUCGGAAGAACAACCUAAGAACAGUUCAUCAAACAAGAACAAAGGCUCUCCAUGGGAAACGUACAGUCUUAAAGAGCUUACGAGCGCAACCAACAACUUCCACAACGAUCAUAAAAUCGGCGAAGGAGGAUUUGGGAGCGUAUAUAUGGGUCGAACAAGUAAAGGCGUCGAGAUAGCGGUGAAGAGACUAAAGGCAAUGACGGCGAAGGCCGAGAUGGAAUUUGCCGUGGAAGUGGAAGUUCUUGGUAGGGUUAGGCAUAAGAAUUUGUUAGGGUUGAGAGGGUUUUACGCGGGCGGAGAGGAAAGGCUCAUUGUGUACGAUUACAUGCCUAACCGGAGCUUGGUAACACAUUUACACGGCCGCCUUGCCGCCAAAUGCCUUUUAGAUUGGCCUCGGAGAAUGAAGAUUGCGAUUGGCGCCGCUGAAGGCUUGGCAUAUUUGCAUCAUGAGGCGAAUCCUCAUAUAAUUCAUAGAGAUAUAAAGGCGAGCAAUGUAUUGCUAGAUGCGGAAUAUGAAGCUAAGGUUGCGGAUUUUGGGUUUGCCAAGUUGAUUCCGGAAGGGGUAUCUCAUCUCACAACGAGAGUGAAGGGAACAAUUGGGUACUUAGCCCCCGAGUAUGCGAUGUUGGGGAAGGUCUCGGAGAGUUGUGACGUAUAUAGUUUUGGAAUCUUGCUUCUUGAGCUAAUUAGUGCCCGGAAGCCCUUGGAAAAGCUUCCGGGGGGAGUCAAGUGCGAUAUCAUCCAAUGGGCUAUGCCUUAUAUCCAAAAAGGUGCAUUUGAUCAGGUUGCGGAUCCAAGAUUGAAAGGGAGAUUUCAUCCAAAGGAGUUGAGGAAAGUUAUCAUUAUAGCCAUGAAAUGCACCAUUAGUAAUCCCGAGUUUAGGCCAAGUAUGUUGGAGGUCGCUAAGUGGCUCAAGAGUGACUACAUGGAAACUAAAAUAGAAGAGAUUGUGAAUGUGAAAGAUACUAUGAUCCGUAAUUACGACAGAAAGAAUGAUGACGAAGAAGAAGAAGAAGAGUCCACAAAUGACAGUGAUUUUGAAUCAAAAUUUGAUGUUGUUGAAGAAAAGUUCGACAAACCAGGAAAAAAUAUUUAA
Messenger RNA from Andrographis paniculata, 1134 nucleotides. Its product is annotated as PTI1-like tyrosine-protein kinase At3g15890. The record is from RefSeq and is a predicted model, not a curated record. The transcript is spliced from 4 exons. Lineage: Eukaryota; Viridiplantae; Streptophyta; Magnoliopsida; Lamiales; Acanthaceae. Gene Ontology annotation, molecular function: ATP binding; protein kinase activity. Bases 1 to 1134 code for a protein of 377 amino acids. Gene Ontology annotation, biological process: protein phosphorylation.